AUGCCAGCUCUUGUUGACGAGGAUGGUGACGAGCACAAGUAUUUGGUAGUUGACAACAUGCCCAAGAAGGCAACGCCCAGUCCGCCUGUGGUGCCGCUUUCAGCGAGGAAGCCAGCCCCUGGCGGAUAUGGCUUCUUUGUGCGGGAAACGGUGGAUGAGGAUUACGAGCCAUCCGAGCCACGAUCUCCAAGGAGCCGCCCCGCCAAGAGGAAGCAGGCAGCGCGAAAGAAGACAGUUCUUUCAGGCUCUUCGAAGAAGACUCGAGUGGCCAGCGCUGACAACAUUGAAAAUAGCUCUGUCAGCAAGAGCGUCGCCGUCAAUCCUGCAGCUUCCACGGAGGAUGAUGCAGCUGUCCUGCCUGCUGGCGAUUCCGAAGGAACAGGCCAAGCACGAGAGCCCGGCGCUCCUGACGGCGGUCCAAAGGCCGCAGGCAGCAACACCAGUACUGAAGAAGCAGCUCUUGGAAACGUGUCAGCAGAUGCCAAAGAUGAAGGAGAAAGCGCGCAGGAUGCGAAUGGCGACAAAGCUCCGGAAGGCGAGCGGAAAGAAAGCAAUGCUGGAGUCGAGGAGCAAGGUGGGCUCUCGAAAGCUCGCGUCGUGAUUGAGCAUGCCAAGACUCCUCGUUCAGUCUGCCGGAUCUGUGGCAACAGCAUUGACAAAGGCAGCGUUCGCUGUGGUGUCCAAGGCUAUGCUGGGGGCCGGACGGUGCAGCUCUGGGCUCAUGCAAACUGCUUUCUGAAGAACAUCCGUGCGGACUAUGUGACGUCACGCCGCUGUCUCUGCAAGGCUACCGGAGAGCAAAUUGAAGUCGGGCACAUCCGCGUUGGGUUCGAGGUUGGGAAUCACAAGUCUUGGAGGCUGCCUGCAGAGGCCGCAAGGUGGACAUCUCUCGUGGUGGCCGAACUUGGGGAGGGUUCUAACGUCUUGUCAACUGUGCAGGGGCUAGACGACAUCAACGAGGAGCAUCGAGGUCCACUUCUUGAGCUGUUGCAGACAGGUAAAGCUCCAGAGAUCGAGCUCAAACGGGCCGUGGCUUCUGCCGCCAAGCGCCCUCGUCCAAAGGCAAAACAGCCUGCAAUGAAGACUGCUGCCAACAAAGCACCUGGAGCUGCGGACCCUGCAGCAAGUACUCAAGCAGAAGAGGAGGACAGCGACGUUGAAGUGGCACUGGACGCCCCGCCGCCUCUGAGGCCUGGCAGAGCACCACUGGACUUAGAUUCAGACGGCUAG
Molecule: messenger RNA, 1230 nt
Organism: Symbiodinium pilosum
Lineage: Eukaryota; Dinophyceae; Suessiales; Symbiodiniaceae
Source: the annotation of a GenBank genome assembly